Molecule: messenger RNA, 2093 nt
Organism: Python bivittatus (Burmese python)
Lineage: Eukaryota; Metazoa; Chordata; Lepidosauria; Squamata; Pythonidae
Product: fatty-acid amide hydrolase 1
Biological process (GO): fatty acid catabolic process
Molecular function (GO): amidase activity; fatty acid amide hydrolase activity
Source: RefSeq, a predicted model, not a curated record
AAGCGACCGAAGCGCCGGGGACGGCCGCUCGGCGCUGAGGAUGAGUGUUGCUCUGGUUACUGCUUUUCUGGGUUGUUCGCUGGCGACCGUCCUCCUGCUGAAAUGGCGGAGGAGGCGGCAGGCCCAGGACAAGAUAGAAAAAGCGAGGAGCCGGCGGGAGCGCGCGUUGGAGCAAAUGGGAAGAGCGGCUCAGCGCUUCAAGGAGCAGAAUCCAGAUCACCAAUCAGCACCUAUUUUAUCACUGACUUUGCCUGAACUCUGUCAGAAACUUGAGGAUGGUUCACUCACACCUGAGAGUGUUUACUAUACCUAUGUGGACAAGGCCUUGAAAGUGACCGCAGAUGUCAACUGCAUAACCAAUUACAUAGCAGAGAACGAAUCCCAGCUUCUGCACGGGAACAGUGGAGAGAGGAAGGGCUUGCUGUACGGAAUUCCUGUCAGCAUAAAGGAUUCCAUUAACUGCAAGGGCUGUGACUCCACUUUGGGCUUGACAAAGCGUCUCUUCCAGCCAGCAGCAGAAGAUGCUGUUAUAGUCCAGGUGUUGAAACAUCAAGGAGCAAUUCCAUUUGUAAAAACAAAUGUUCCCCAAUCUCUGUUGAGCUAUGACUGCAGUAACCCAAUCUUUGGAGAAACAUUGCAUCCUUUGGAUCACACUAAAACCUGUGGUGGUUCGUCAGGAGGGGAAGGAGCUCUUAUUAAAAGCGGAGGAUCCAUUCUGGGCAUUGGCACAGAUAUAGGAGGCAGCAUUCGUAUCCCAAGUGGCUUUUGCGGAAUUUGUGGUUUGAAAACCACUGGCAACAGAAUUAGCAAAAAAGGAAUUGUUCCAAGUAUCCCUGGUCAGAGAUCAGUUUUUGUUGGCUUGGGACCAAUGGCACGGGAUGUUGACAGCCUUGCCCUUUGCCUAAGAGCUCUCUUGUGCAAGAAAAUGUUCCAUCUGGAUCCCACUGUGCCACCUCUUCCUUUCAAUGAGCAGGUUUAUACCAGCUCUGCUCCUCUCAGAAUAGGAUAUUAUGUCAACAAUUCCUAUAGCAUGUUAAGCCCUUCCAUGAGACGAGCUGUGCUGGAAACCAAGGAGCUUCUGGAAAUAAAUGGCCAUGUGUUGGUCCCCUUUGAGCCAUAUCACAUGAACUAUUUUAUGAACAACUUCUUUGCUCCAGGCUUUUUUGCUGAUGGUGGUGCCACUGUCUUAAAGUCUUUCGAAGGUGAGCCUAAAGAUCCGAAACUACAGCCCUUCCUGCUGAUGCUAAAAUUACCUCACUGGUUACAAAGAGUCCUAUCCUGGAUCAUCAGACCAAUACAUAUUCGUCUGUCAAGAAGUUUGAGGAACCUGCAUGAAAGGUCUGUAAAAGAGCUUUGGAAAUAUCACUUGGAAGUUGAGGAAUACUGCAGAGAAUUCAUUGCAGAAUGGAAAAGACUGGAACUGGAUGUGCUGCUUUGUCCUGCAUUGGGUCCUGCUUUUAAGAGUGGGUUUCCAGGAAGAAUACCAGAGAUUAUUUCUUAUACUGUCUUAUAUAACUUCUUGGACUUCCCUGCCGGUGUGGUACCAGUUACAACAACAACAAAGGAGGAUGAGGAGGAGUUAAAGAGUUUCAAAGGGCACUUCAAUGAUCUUGGAGCCAAACUCCUUGCAGAGGCAGUGAAAGAGUCUGUGGGACUCCCUGUGGCUGUCCAGUGUGUGGCUUUGCCGUGGCAAGAAGAGCUCUGUCUCCGGUUCAUGAAAGAAGUGGAGACCCUAACCAGGGAAAAAACAAGGAAACGUUGAAUAUGAUAUCCCAGAAAGCAGAAUGAAGUUAUAAUAACCAUGGACUUUGGGGACUGACUUAGAUUAAAUAACUGAGGAUUGUCACUACUGAUGAAAUUGUUGAGAAAGUAUAGGGGAACAAUAAUUAUAGGGGUUGAGCUUCAUUCCUGUAAAUACUUUCCAUUGAAAGAUCCAGUGCCAUUCCUACACUGUAGAUAUAACAACAUGCCAGGUCUAAAAUAAUGAAGUUAAAGUUUUUAAUGUGCUUCUUGGAAUCAUGUAUCUGUGGAUGGAGGAUGGAGUGAAUAGGAAACAUUUGAGGAAUUGAAUAAAAGUGAUUUCUCUAAUCUUG